Messenger RNA from Plasmodium vinckei vinckei, 681 nucleotides. RefSeq names its product E2F-associated phosphoprotein, putative. The coding region runs from base 1 to 681 and encodes 226 amino acids. The record is from RefSeq and is a predicted model, not a curated record. Gene Ontology annotation, cellular component: nucleus. The transcript has 4 exons. Lineage: Eukaryota; Apicomplexa; Aconoidasida; Haemosporida; Plasmodiidae. Gene Ontology annotation, biological process: positive regulation of cell population proliferation.
AUGAAUAGAAAUAAGCCAAAUAAUAAUGUCAUUAAUCUUUUAAUUAAUGAAAUAAAAUUAAAUGAACGGUCAGAAAAUACAACCAAUAACCUGCCUAAUGAAAAGGGAAUAAAUAUUGCAAAGUCAUUUUUAAAUAUUAACGAUUCAGAAAACAACAAUUCUUAUAUCAGUUCCAAAACGAAAAAAAAAACUAAUGAACAAAAUGAAGAGCAAAUAAAUAAUCCAACAAAUGAGGACGACUUUGGUGAUGAUGUUAUUGGUGAUAAUGAAAAAGCGGCCUUAGAAUUUUAUGACGACAAAAUUGAUAAUUAUGAAGAAGAAUAUGUAAAUAAAAAAUACAGGUUUUGCACACAAAGUGAGGAUUCAAGUUUAUGUUGUUGUGGUUGUUUUACACCUGUUUGUUACCAAAGCCAGCGACAUGAAUACUACGUAAACCAAUAUAGAAGUUUAUUUGCAGUAAAUGUAAAAAUUAAUAAAGAGACAAUAUUAUAUGAAAACGAAAUUAAUAAUACAAAGAGUGACAACACAUUUCAACAAAAUGAACACCAAAAUAUCAAAAAACAAAAUAAAGAAAAAGCAGAAACAUAUAACCCCGUUUUUUGUGUAAAUUGCAAUAAUCACAUUGCUUAUUUUGAAAUCGAAAAUUCUAUUUUUCAUUUUUUCGAUGUAUUACCAGAUUAA